Molecule: messenger RNA, 1327 nt
Organism: Tripterygium wilfordii
Lineage: Eukaryota; Viridiplantae; Streptophyta; Magnoliopsida; Celastrales; Celastraceae
Product: transcription factor PIF3-like
Exons: 5
Coding region: 233-1177 (314 amino acids)
Biological process (GO): regulation of DNA-templated transcription
Molecular function (GO): DNA-binding transcription factor activity; protein dimerization activity
Source: RefSeq, a predicted model, not a curated record
GAGAUCUGUGGGAUUAUCUUUGUUCAUAAUAGUAUUGGAACAGCAAAAGGGUUGGACCACUUCUUUGCCCUAUUACAUGCCUGAUAGUGCUUGAUAUCUAGAGAAUUCGAGAGCGGGGGCUGUUAUAAAUAGGAAUUCAUCCAAGUCCUUUGAUUGAUUUCCUUGGGCGUUAAUUCAUCAUCCUAUCUAGGUUUUGAUGCUUAACGAGUGAACCGAACCCCAAUUAAAGAGGAUGCGGAGCGAUUUUGCUAAAUCUAGUUUUCAUAUUAGGCGGUGUGGAGAUGUUGCUGAGGUUGUGUUGGGAAUUCGUCCUUCGUCCGCUGAAAACGAAGCAGCUUGCCCUAACACGGUCAGAUUCGGGACUCUUGAUUCUGCAAAUCACGAGGAGUUGAUACGGAAUGAUAAAUGUUUUCAAGUCCAAUUACCAGAAUCGGUGUCUGCCACUGCCAAGAAUCAAACAAUACCAGUAAACAACGAACCACCUGACGAGGAAUCAAAAGCAUUUGGAGACGGAGACGAAGGCAAGCGAAGUCUCACCACUCGACUAUCUACAGAUCCAUCGGUCACAUUUUCUUCUGGAUCGCUUGGAGCUUCAUAUGAUUCAACGUCUUCUCUCAAGAGGAGCUACGACGAGUACUCCGAGGGUUUUAUGCAUCUAAGCGAUAACGUGGAGGAAGAAACAUCAAUGCCUAGCAGGACAAGUAGAGGUUCCAAGAGAAGGCGAAGUUCAGAAGCGCAUAAUUUAUCCGAGCGAAGAAGAAGAGAAAAGAUCAACGAGAAGAUGCGUGCUUUACAAAAUCUACUACCGAACUGCAACAAGGAGGACAAAGCUUCAAUGCUAGAGGAGGCGAUUGAGUAUUUGAAGACACUUCAGUUUCAACUACAGACAAUGUCAAUGGGUUGCUUCUUGCCUUCGAUGAUGUUAAUGGGCAGAAUGAGACAAUUACCUCUUCAGUUUGCUCCAAUGGGUCCGCCACCACCACAGUUCCUGACUACUUCACCAAUGCUGCAGGCUCGAUCCAUGUCAGUGCCACAUCCACCAUUUUUUAAUCCUUUGUUUGGAAUGCCUUGUUCUUCUUCUUCUACACAAUCAGUUCCUAUGACCAACCCAUUUGAACAUCUGGGUUGUUUUGGGAUUCUGUCACAAUCAAAUUCAAAGAAUCAGUCACAACUGUAAGAUUGAUAAGUUGUAUGAUCGCCAUUAAUGGAUCGAGUUACGUCCGUCCAUUAUUGACAAAGGUAAAUUUUGGCUUUGAGUGAUCAGAAAACAAUGUAUUGUGUUGAAGGAAAUAUGUCUAUUAUAAUCAAAUUCUGAAUAUUUAUUUGA